Aureobasidium pullulans EXF-150 is the source of this 1542-nucleotide messenger RNA. RefSeq names its product P-loop containing nucleoside triphosphate hydrolase protein. Gene Ontology annotation, molecular function: four-way junction DNA binding; crossover junction DNA endonuclease activity; ATP-dependent DNA damage sensor activity. Gene Ontology annotation, cellular component: Rad51B-Rad51C-Rad51D-XRCC2 complex; replication fork; Rad51C-XRCC3 complex. The coding region runs from base 87 to 1313 and encodes 408 amino acids. Gene Ontology annotation, biological process: reciprocal meiotic recombination; DNA repair; meiotic DNA recombinase assembly. The record is from RefSeq and is a predicted model, not a curated record. Lineage: Eukaryota; Fungi; Ascomycota; Dothideomycetes; Dothideales; Saccotheciaceae. The transcript is spliced from 4 exons.
CCUGACAGCCUCAUCUCCUCGUGGCCAGCGGCUGUCGACCGUGCCAUCUGCCAUCUGCCAUCUGCCAUCUGCCAUCUGCCAUCAACAUGUCCGAACCGGCCCCUCCGUCGCCUCCGCGCCAGGCCCCGCCGUCGUCGUCUACUACUACCGCUAGACAGCCGCCCCCGUCUUCUCACCGCCUGCCCACCGUCUCGGCCUCCGAAGCACUGCUUAGUCUACAGUCGCGCGGACCCCGAUCCAUCUCUACCGGUCUUGAUCAACUCAAUUCUCUCUUGGGCGCCACCAAUGCUGGACUCGGCCGUGGUAAAAUCACCGAGAUUUGGGGGCCAUCUGGCUCCGCCAAAUCUUCUCUUGCAUUGCAAACGGCAACACACGCAUUGAACAAUGGGAGCUCAGUCGUCUGGGUAGACGCGACAACGCCUUUCGCCAUAAAUCGACUGAACCAUUUCCUCGCCGCGAACCCCUCCACACAUGGCCAUGAUUCCGAGAAGGACUCCAGGCUCGACCGCUUCCACGCGUACUCGACCCCUACCGUCGCUCACCUAUUAGCCCUAACCCUACAUCCUCCGCAAUCGUUUCCGCCGCCGGGGACUGCCUUGAUGGUUAUAGACGACCUACACGCCAUCUUCGAGGUAUCCUAUCCACGCAAUCGUGCAAACACUUUUACAAGCCAUAAAUCCGAAGCUGCCAGGUGGGCUGCUGGCCGUCGCUAUGGAAUCAUGGGCACUCUCAUCUCGGCCCUGAAAAAGCUGGCUGCUCUGAAUGACGUGGCCAUUGUGGUGACCACCGGGUGUGCCACGCGUGUACGUCCUCACAGCGGUCUGGGCGCUGUCUUGGUACCUGGCAUGGGAGGUGCUGAAUGGGAGGCUGGUGUAUCAAACAGACUGGUCAUGUUCAGAGAUUUCAAACUCGGAAGCUGGGCACAACAACAGCAAGAUCCGGAAAGCGCGAGGUACGUUGGUUUACAGAAGGUCAAUGGUGUCGCCUUUUCCGACGAAGGUGAAACUGGCCAAGUCGUUCCUUUCGUCGUUGACAAGGACGGCCUCAAGGGCGUCGUAAAUAAGGACUCUACUGCAGGCGCCCCUGUUGUGACACUUGCCGCGUCAUCUCCUGCCAAAGGUCGCAAGCGUCCGUACUCAGACAUUGCCGAUGCAAACACGGCAGAGGGUCGUGAUGAAUACGGCUGGUUGAAUGGAGACGAGGCUGAUGCAGAGGGCCUGGUCGACGAAGCAGCCUUGCUGGAAGACGAUGAAGCCGCCGCAACCACUGCAACCGAAGACGACACGUCCGCAACUAUCGUCAUCGAUGACUGAACAGGACCACCAACACCCAACCGGCAGAUGACUCUGGAUGUCUAGAUGACCUGUCAUCUUGCGGCAAGACGACAUGCCUGCCAGUCAUCCAUCCAUCCACCCUCCUCAAAAGCAAUCUUAUCUGACCGGAUAAAUUCGAGAUCCACCCUCCUACUCCACAGGAAGAAACUCCGGCUAUGAAGGCAUACUAACCACCCCCACGUCGGACGUCCUACGUUCCCUUGGCCCU